GAUGUUUAUUCGCUACGCAGGAUUCCGCCAUUCGACCGCGGACAGUGACGUCACGAACGGGUUACUUCGCCAGAAAGUCAUACCUUCGUCUGUAAUUUUGUGGUUUUGUCUGCCAGAUUUUCGCUAAUUUCUGACAUAUUUAGCAACAAUGAGCUGAUGCUGGGAAUCGCUGCGUUUAAAACGCACAUAACCGAAAGGAUUUGUUCGAAGUCUGAUCAGAUUUAGCCCAUCACUGGCGUAAAUUUAUCGGUGUUUACAACGUGAUUACUACCUCUUUCAGCGAGGUUUUGACUUCAGGAUUGUGGUUUAAACUCAAGUCUCUUACUUUGGAUUGGACAUUUUUGAGGUUUGAUUUUGUAAUCUUUUAAAAUGAGCGAUGCACAAGCUUCUCUAAAUCCCGAGGAGGAAAAUCCAAACGCUUCUGUUUUGGAGGAGGAAGGUUCAAGCGAGCGUGUUGAGAGAAAAUCAAAGGGCAAGAAGAAAACUAAGGGGGCUGCUAAGGCGAGGAAAGAGAGUAAAGUUAUCGAAGAAGAUGCUGAUGAAGAUGAAGUUCCCUCUCGUCCAGGGAAGAAAAAGAAAGGAAAGAAGAAAGCGGCUCGGAAAGUGAGUGAUACGUCGGAAACCGGAGAGAAUUCGAUCUUAGAUGACACACCGAAAGAAACGGUGAUCGAAAUUAAGGACGAGAAAGAAGGAGACGCCGAACUACAGGAGAUAGUAGUAAAGAAGGAGGAGGCUCAAGUCGAAGGCGAUAAUGUAGUUGAAGAAGCAGCCGUGCCUGUCGAGGGCAGCGAAGAAGGGAAAAAGGAUAACAAGAAAGAUGGCGAGGGAGAAGAGCGUAAAGAAACUGUCCCUGACAGCGAGAGACCUGGCGUUCGCAGAAGGGCAACUUUGUCUGAUUUAAAAAGUGAGAGUGUUGAUAAAGGAGAUGAAGAGCAAGCUGCCGACGCAACAGCUGGCUCUGAGGUGAAUAUUUCUCAAUUGUAUAACACCCCUUGAAGUGCUUUUAUGAUUUUUCUCUCACAAUUCUGAACAGGAACAUUUUCCAAUGCUUUCCCUCCUCAUCUUAGAAUCUACAAUAUUAUUGUAGCCCCUGUUAGGCCUUGUCCUAAGCUGCGUGUCAAAAGUUCGACUGCAGAUGGCUGGGUUGUCAACUUGCAGACGCAGGUUCAGGGAAAGAUUAGGGUUAGGGUUCAUCAGCAGUCCCAGGAUGAAUGAUGAGCCGUUUAAGGGCCUGUUCACCAGGAGGGAGGGUAACCCUGGUUCUUGGGUUAACCUAGCACUCACUCACUAGGGUAACGUCGCUCACUUUUCUUUUUUUAUGCGGCGUGUUAACAAGGCAGGUAGGGUUGUCCUGGUGCUAGGAUAACCCAAGCACUCGAGUAGGGUUACACUAGCAAGACGGUUACCGUACCUCCCUCGUAAACGCUCUAUAACGGAUAACUUGCCUACCUGGGACAACUUUGCUUUGUCAUGCGUGACCAGUUAUCUUGAAAUUUCAAAAGGUUGAGUUUGAUCGUCCGGGUGAACGUAGUCCUGAAUAGGACUGUUGUUGUUGACAGUGACUGAUGUUUCGACAACCUGUGCGGUACUCAUCUUCAGAGUCAAAGUGAGUUGUAUCACGUCAGUUGAUGGUAUUAUUCUCUAAAUGAAGAGUAUAAUACCAUCAACUAAAUAAAGAGUAUAAUACCAUCAACUGACAUGAUACAACUCACUUUGACUCUGAAGAUGACUACCGCACAGGUUGUCGAAACGUCAGUCACUGUCAACAACAACAGUCCUAUUCAGGACUACGUUCACCUGGACAAUCAAACUUAACCUUUUGAAAUGACUCCUGGGUUCAAACCUUUCACAGUUUUAUCUUGAAAAUGUUAACAGAGUUAUCCAAUUUUCGAGUUAAAUUUUAAACAUGUGAACAAUGUUAGGUAUUUUCGUUCUGUUUUUUUUGUGAAUUCAAUGUGGUUUUCAUGGAGAUCUUCAAGAUUUCAUUCAUGUCUUGAAUUUUAUGAAGAAUGUGUAUGUAUAGUCUUAUGUGGUCACACAUGACGCACGCAUGUCAGUCAGGCCCGGGUUGCUCGAAGCAUGGUUAGUGCUAACCAGCGUUAAAUACCAUAGCAACCUAUACAUUUUGAUACCUCUUAACCAACGGUUAGCGCUAACCAGGCUUCGAGCAACCGGCCCCAGGUUUGUAAUAUUGUCCUAUCCCCAGUUGUUCAAAAGCUGGGUGCUAUCUACCGGAUAAAUCACUAUCCAGUGGGUAGUAUUAGGGAAACCAAUUGCGCUAUCCACGUUUUGAACAACUGGCACCUUGGUAACCCUACGUAAUAAAUUUUGCUUGCAAACCAUCUCGAGUUAUCUUUAAGCCACUCACUAGGGUAACCCUAGCACCAGGGUUACCCUCCCUCCUUGUAAACAUGCCCUAAGGUGGCUCUAACUUUUGAUUCUGUUGAUGAAAACUUUUGGUGUAACCAUUGAGAUGAAACCUCUUUGAUAUUACUUUCACAAUGUCCUUUUUUUUUAGAAUUUUACAAAAUGAAAUUUGGGAAUUUUAGUGAAUUUUGACUUAGGUCAUUUCUGGGAGUGAAAGGGUAAGCUAACGGACCUUAUGCCACACCUGCAGUUUACACUUCCCCACUGUUGACUUGAGGGGUUGUUUACACAGAGAGCGGAAGACCCUAGUACCUGGAAGAUCCCAGAAGGUGGAUCAUCCUAGCCAAAUAUGUUUUCAGUAUUGAGUUUACAUGCAAAGGGUUGCACUUGUCCCUUGCGCUAGGAUAUUUCUAGCUGGCAGGUAAAAAUAUCCUAGCGUAAGGAAGAAUCCUAGCACUGGUACCAUGUAAACUGCUGUUGUUAGGGCGAUCCCGCUACUAGGGACAAACUAGACAAAAAUGGCAGCAUGUCUUUUCGUGGCAAUAAAGGCCAGCUAUUUUGUUGGGCUUUACAGAAAAUCUGAUGGUAUAAGUUUUUUAGAGCUGUCAGCUUCUGCUCCUGAAAGAUAGUUAUGAUCUCUAAUUAAGAGAGCAGAAGGACCCAAAUUGCAUGUUUGUUGAUAUUGCCACCCACAAUCUUUAAUUUCUUCUCUUACUGGUAACCAAGUGAAGUCAAGAUAUUGUUUAAGCAUUUUUAUCACCAUUCAGUAGUAUUUCAAACUGAACAUUAGUUCUGGCAAAAUUAUUUUGAUAGUCUCGUGUAAUUCCUUUGGAAACCAUACCUUCUUUCAGACCAUAAUGGGAAAAAUCUACGCCCCCUUUAACCUAGACCAAAACAAACCCCAAAACCCUAUCCUUUGGGACAGCACAUGCCUAUAGGGCUUAUAUACAGUCUUUGUUAUUGUUUCAGGACCUUGAUUCUGUCAAGGAAGAAGUGAGUAUAGAAAUAAAGAAAGAAUCUGAAACAGCUGAAGAUGAAAAAGAUACAGAUACAAAAGAAACUGCAACCAAAGCAGCUGGUGAUGAAACAAGCACAGAACAAAAAGAGGAGGAUGCUACUACUGAAGCAGGAAAACCAGCUGAAAGAACAGAGGCUGGUCAAGAUGAGAAACCUGAAACUGUUGCUAUAGCAAUGGACGAGACUGUUGUGCCUGUUGAGGAGGAAGUCAAAACCGAGGCUGCCGAGGGAGGAGAAAGUGUGGUAAAACCUGGGAAUACUGAGGGAGGAGAAGACGAGAAUGAACAUGUUGAACAUGUUGUUGUGCCUGUUGAGGAGGAAGUCAAAAGUGAGGCUGCCGAGGGAGGGGAGAGUGUGGUAAAAACUGGGAGUACUGAGGGAGGAGAGGGUGAGCCAAGUCAAGAAGAUGCUGUACCAGUCACUAUGGAAACUACAGUUACAAAUGAAAAUGAGACAGGAGAGGAUCACUCAAAGUAUGAUGAGCUUGAUGAUGAGCUUCCUUGGGCAAUGUAUCGUUCAUUGGACACGCCACCACAAAGGCCACCUGUGGAAGAAGAUGAUGACUGGCCAGCAUCUGAUGAUGAUGGGGAUUAUGGUAGUUAUGUCACUGUUAUACAUUUACUUUGAUAUUGUUAAACCUACAUUUAAAGGGGCCAUGUCACACUAAUUGCUAUCUUUUUAAAAAGCCAAAACUUGUCGUUGCAUCAAUUUAAUUCCAAAUUCCAAAUUCCAUUCCAACGUUUUCAAUUUUUAAUCCUUUGCCUGCAAAAAAUCACCAAAAACUUACAGUGGUUAGUGCUCCCUGAUGAAAUUUGUUUGAUAUCUUCUUCAUAAUUCUACAGGUCCAUUUUGUUUAUGGGUUAAAGGCACUAAAUAAUGACUUCAGAACAGCAUUGACCUUAACCCUCUCUCAAAGUCCUACAAGUGUCUGCCAUCAAUUUUCUCCUUACUGAAUCAAUACAUAAUCAAGAGAAAUGUUUAGGAGAAUUAGCAAAAUGAUCACCAGACUCAGUGCUCCCUAAUUAAUGUUUGAUAUCUUCCUCAUACGUGUAACUCUACAGGAGCAUUUUUGUGAAUGGGUAAAGGCACUAAGUAAUGACUUCAGCACAGAAUUGAGCACCCAAAACAGCGAUAGAGCGAUUUCCGUGUGACCUGGAAAUGAAAACGCGCAGACAACAAAUGAACGGAAAUAGAGCCAUUUGAUAAAAAAUAUUGGUUUAUCGAACUGAUAGAAAUGCGUGUGCUUUUUGGUUGGUUAAGCGAACGCUCGGAUGCAAACACUUCUUCCCCGAGAACGUUCUAGUAAUUAACUGAUACUUCACUUUGAUGUCAUACUGCAACACGAUUGGCCUAUCGAACAAUGCCUUCCCCAUAUUAGGGUUUUCUUCGGUGGGAAAACAAAGAGGCCAUAUUUUGAUCUUUUCAUCCAUUGGCUGAUAAAACAAGUAAUGAACACUUACCGAAACCAUUUUUCACGGUCAUACGAAAAUAGCUCUAUCCUUGUGACAUAGCCGUUUCAACAAACUGUUGGUCAAGGAAAUCUGGCCAAAUAGGUAAUCCAUGGGUAUGAGAUUAGCCAAGUAGGUACCUUAUACAGCUGUAUAUUAGAAGAAACCAACAGACUAUUUAAGCCUGUUGUUUAAAAUUAGGGGGUUUAAUAAUGGAGGUUUUUAUCACAUUGCCUUGCAAACAAACUUUUGCGUCUGGGUAAAUUCUUAAUAAUUUAAAAUAAAGUAUCAAAACCACACACAUGUACUGGAUUGGCAGAAUGGAAUUGGUUGUUUUCACUGAUAUGUNGAGCCAUUUGAUAAAAAAUAUUGGUUUAUCGAACUGAUAGAAAUGCGUGUGCUUUUUGGUUGGUUAAGCGAACGCUCGGAUGCAAACACUUCUUCACCGAGAACGUUCUAGUAAUUAACUGAUACUUUGCUUUGAUGUCAUACUGCAACACGAUUGGCCUAUCGAACAAUGCCUUCCCCAUAUUAGGGUUUUCUUCGGUGGGAAAACAAAGAGGCUAUAUUUUGAUAUUUUCAUCCCUUGGCUGAUAAAACAAGUAACAAACACUUACCGAAACCAUUUUUCAAGGUCAUACGAAAAUCGCUCUAUCCUUGUGACAUAGCCCUUUCAACAAACUGUUGAUCAAGGAAAUCUGGCCAAAUAGGUAAUCCAUGGGUAUGAGAUUAGCCAAGUAGGUACCUUAUACAGCUGUAUAUUAGAAGAAACCAACAGAGUAUUUAAGCCUGUUGUUUAAAAUUAGGGGGUUUUAUCACAUUGCCUUGCAAACAAACUUUUGCAUCUGGGUAAAUUCUUAAUAAUUUAAAAUAAAGUAUCAAAACCACACACAUGUACUGGAUUGGCAGAAUGGAAUUGGUUGUUUUCACUGAUAUGUAUUUAUUCUGUGGAAGUCAUUGAAGUAAUAAGUUAUUUUGCAACAGCGAACAGUCAAAAACUGAUAAAAGUAAAUGGCUUUUUAUGCCAUUUUUACAAUGUGUAGUGUCAUUGUUGGAGCACCAUAGAAAGUAAAGUGAAUUGUAAAAAUAUAUUUUAAUUCUCUUAUUUAGCCCCACCAAAGAAUGAUGAUCUCCCAGACCUUGAUAUGCUGAUGGGAACCCUAGAUGGGGGUGAAUCUGAGUUGGAGACGACAACGUCACCACCGCCUCUGAUACUUCCUGAGGAAAAACAUGCAAAGCAGCGACGGAUUGAGGAACUCAAGCAGGGAAUUGCUAAUGAUCCUAUUGAUCUUUAUGAUGAGGAAUUUGAAAAAAGAAUGGAAGAUGAAAUACUUAUGAUUGGGAACAUUUCAUUGGAGAUGGUUCAGGUAUAUAUAUUUGGGUAUCUGUGUUGUGGUUCAAUGUUUUCUUUCGUUUGAAAUUCAUUGAAGAAGUUGAAUUUUUCUCUUUAUGUGUCAAACAAUGUAUAGUAAUAAAUAUACUGAAAAACUUUGAAGGGAUACAAUAUGUGAUCUGUGAUCUUUUCUUUGCUCCUAUAUUUUCCUCAUCCUUCCUUGAUUAGCUCAGCUAUUUAAUUAUUAGUGAAGGAUAUUAUAAUUACCGGUAUGCAUGAAUAAAACUUGAACUUAUAAAAAUAGAAGAAUAAAUUAUUAGACAUUUUAAUGUCUUUUAAAAAAGCACCCUAAAGAAAUGCGAAGAAUUGGUUACUGAUGUUAAUAUUUUUUGAUAGAGUUGUGAUGGACAGCUCUGAUCAUUGUUUCUUGGCAACGCAUUCUUACUGAUUUUAUUCAUUCAUUUUGCUUGUAAGGAUAAAUUUUCAUAAGCCAUGUGUUGAUUAAAUUUUUUUUUACAGUGUCUAUGUAACAGGUCAAAAUUAUAUUGUGGUUCAAAGUUUUGAACCUAGGUUGAUUCUCAGUUUCCUUUGUUUCCUUGAAUUUCCCUGAUUAUUCAUGAAUUAAGGAAAUUGACAAUCAACCUAGGUUAAAAAUUUUAGCCAGUGAAUAUGAUUUUGACCUGUAACAUCCGUGUUUCAAAUAUUAUUUUGAUUUCUUUCCUUUUUUACUUUAAUGUUUUGUCUUUUUUUUUUCUGCAGGAAGAGGAGCGUCGACUGCGGGAUGAGCACAUAGCAUAUCAGCAACAACAAGCUAAAGUACAACGUGAAAGGCAGGAAGAUUUGUUAAUGAGAGAAGCUAAAGCCAAAAAAGAAGUGAUGAAGGUGAUGAGGGCAAAGAGGAAGCGCCUUCAACAAAGAGAGGUCAGUAAGGGUGGCUAAAAUAUUGUAUGCUCUAAGGUAUGUAUCGGUAGAAAAUCGGUAUGUAUCGGUAGAAAAUAUUAUCAUGACUAAAUUUUCCAAAAAAUAAUAAACAAUUUCAGUCAAUGGUCAAGCCUGAUUUAUUUAAUGUUCUUUUUGUUCUAAAUCAUAGGACCUUAUGAUGCAGCAAGAUCGUUUGAUCCAAAACAGGAUUCACAGAGCAUUCCGCAGAGCAGAGGAACAACUGCUGAAAUCGCUGACAGCAAGAAAGGGAGAAGUGAAGGUAAGUUUAUGUUGUAUAAAUGUGCUAAAUUUCUCAAGAAUUGGUGUUGCUGUGAUUGUGGGAAUCUCGGGGCCUGUGCAGUCGCACCUCGAUUAUCUGGACUUUUUGAUUAUCCGCACUUGUUUCCCUGGUCUUGUUCUUUCAUGAAUAUUAAUAAGACGUGAUAUUCAAAAAUUGAAACGUUUUAAAGUUCAUUAAUCCUUCCAAACGUGUGUUAAAAACACUGUUUUAAUCUGUUUCGAACACGAGCACUUGAAACAGUAACUUUUUAAUUUGUAAAUACAUAAUAUAUACUGACCAUACAUAAAAUUCAGGUAGGAGCUGAUUCACAAUUAAAUUUUGUUUUCUUUAUUUCCUAUUUUUACAUUAUUGUCUUGUUAAUAUUGAUUUUUUCGAUUAUCCGGACUAUUUACUCAAGUCCCAGCAGGUCUGGAUAAUCGAGGUUCGACUGUACUCAUGUAUUGUAGGUUUUGGUUUGGUUCAGUUUAUGUUUCAUGCAGGUCUUCAAGUUUGCACCUCAUUUGAGAGCAAAUUUCUUUGUCUUUAAAAUGUGUCUUCAUUUUGAAAAUUACUCAAUAUUCAAUAGGGACCUAACUAUUCAACAAUGUUAGUGCUCCAAUUUCAACUUUUUCAAAGUCACCUUUUGGCAACCUAACAUUAUCAAUUAAAAUAGUUUUCAAUUAAAAUAGUUGUAAUUGUCAACCGUUUCUAGUUACUUGGAUUUUAAUUGGUUAAUAAGAUUACCUUGACUGCUUGUCUGUCCCUAGACAGAAGAAAAAAGUCAGCAGUUGACUUUUUUUUCUUCUCGCACUCAGUCCUUGUUUGUUGCCGUUUGUGGCGUUGCCAAUCAUUGCUCAUGUACAUAUAUUACACGUAUCUGUAGAGUAAUGUUGAAUACAAAAAGAGAUGGCUCGUGAUCUAUGAUCAUGCGAGUUUGACAGUUAUUGUAAAAUAUAAUAAUGUGUAUUUGUCAGGCUCAACAUUGCUACAUUUCCUCUCAUAACACUAUUCCGUAUGUGUUUGUCUUUCAUUUUCAGGCCAUGUAUGGUGAUUUGAUCCUGGCUGAUGGUCAGUAUGGUGGAAGUAAAGGACGACGCUGGAAAGUGGAUUGGAACAGAACUCCACAGCCAAUCCAGAUUAAACUUAAGUGUUUGAGAGGGGUCAAAGAUAAGCUACCAGGUAGGAAACACGUUUGUGUUUUAUCUCAUUCUUACAGGGGCACUGGAUUUUUAUUUUGUAUUUGUAGCAAGGGACAGCUGUAGCUUUACUUUCCUAAAUCAUGAACAGAAGUACACAAGCAAAUUCAAAAUAAGUGGUGAAAGAAAAUUUUUUAUAAAUAAAAAAAAAACGAACAAACAAAUAAAAAGAAACCCAGAUUAAACUUUAACCCGUGGUUUGCCCUAAUGGGCCUUCAAACGAUUGGGUCCAGGGGUAUAAAAUGAUUCUGGUUUGGCUAUCAAUUUAUUCUUACAUGUAGUAGCCUUUAAAACUUACAUGUAGUGACCCAAGGACUAUUAAAGCACUGGUUUUACAUGUAUGCAACCGCUAGGCCAGACCUGCACGUAAGAAAGCUUAUGGUGAUUUUGCCAUACGAGAGGCUCUAUUUUAAUCACUUUUUUUUUGCUAUUCUCACUCCAGCUGGUCGCUAUGUUUUGAUGGUAUCACUGUAUGAUAGACUGGGUGGCCAUGUUCUCAAGUGGUCCAAUCUCAAGGGACAGCAGUGGGGUGGAGCUACCUUACCUCUACAGCACGAUGGAGAGUUCUUUAACAUAGAAGUUAAGGUUGGUGCUGGACAGUUAGAAUGUAGGAAUUCCAAAUACUGUUUCUUCGCAAAAACGCCAGUUCAAGUGUCAGUAUACUUUGCAAUUUCAGGUGCUUGCCAAAAGUCAGAACUGGCUGGCUAGACUGAUCAUUUUGAUUUAAUGAAUUAGAAUUUUUUUUAGUUUUUUUUCUCCCCCACCCCAAAAAAAAAAACCACCACCACCACCGCCAAAAACCACCACAAAGAGAAAUGGCUGUAUUCACAGAGUAGCAAAAUUCAUACAAUCAUAUUAUUUGGACUUAAUUCUGCUAUGGAAUUUUGGAAACUUUCUGUUCAAAUGGCAGUUAUUUGAAAAUAUACAUAUAAUAAUAUUUUUCCAAUAUGAUACAACCAAAACAGGAGAUUGAUAUUAUGUGUUCUGUGCGAAGAAAACAAAUCAGUUUUGAAGAUCUCACAUUUCCUUGUUUAGGUUACAGACACAGGUGGUGUUGUGAUCACUUAUUAUUUUUAUUUUGCUCACUUAUUUUUACAUGUCUUUUCAGAUUGAUCAGAGUGUGUUCACAGUGUGUCCAUCUAAGCCAGAUGUCCGUCCAGGCAUGAUUCUUGUAUUUGAGCUGUUUAUUCUGCGGGGGAGUGUCACUCCUACCGACAGGGUGGUAGGGUGGGGCUGUUUCCCCAUUUGUGAUGGAGAGUUCAACAUUGUUGAUGGAAAGUAAGCAAUAGCCCUUUUUCAUUGUAUCUUGCAGUUCUCAUUUACUCAUAGGGUGGGAGUGGGGGAAGGGAGGGAAAGGAGACCUGUUGUAUUCCUCACCCCCUCCUCCCACCCAACAGCCUUCUUGUAGGCUUUGUUGUAAUUUACAUUACAGUCAACUUUCUUUACACAUUAAAAUCUAUUGCGUUUCACUUUUUGUUAACCUAGCCUUGUAGCAUAUUUGGGACUAUAUAAAUGCACAACUUGGUACAGUAUACCUCAUGUACGUGUACCUUUUAAAUGUUAUGCAUUCUGUGGUGUAUGAUUGAGCUCUCUGUUUUUAUUUUACCUGAAGAAUCACAUUUUGGCCAGUUAAGGUUCUGCCAACAUGGUACACGUAGUAUACAUUUUACAGGGCUGUCAAUAAGAGGUGGAGACGGGGAUUUCCCCUGGCUACUAUGAACAUGGCCCUUGGCUACUUUCAUAGAAAAAUAGAACCAAAAGAAAUCCCUAGCUCUUUUAUUCCCUGCCUACUUGUUGUAUUUACCUGGCGACGUGAAAUCUUAGUGACAAUUCUGUUUUGUUAACAGCACCCUGUUUUGUUGACAGCAUCUUGUCUCCAACAAUAUACUGCAUAUUCUUUAACAGAGUCUGAGGAGCAAGUGAAAUAAAUAAUUACAUGUAUAUGAGUGUAUGUGCCCUCCACGAGGAGACAAUGAUGUGAGAGUGCUGAUUUUCUACACCUCGCUUGUUUUGCUCUUCUAUAUCUAAAAAGAAUAGAACUUGCAGUUUAAAUUGAACAUACAGUUGAAUUUAAGGCUUCAAAUGGAAUAAAACUAUGGUAUAUAUUUCACCUCUUGUGAUUCUCUAAAGGAUAGGUAGCUGGCCUAUGUUGUGCUUCUUACCUUAUUGAUUAUUCUCAACAAACAUGAACAUACUAGUAUUAAUCUCUUUGCAGAUACAAGGCGCCUUUUCUGAGGGGUGAUAUGGAUCCUCAUAUCGAUAAACAUGAGAAAAUUGAAGAGCUGAUGGCUGAUGAUCUGGAAAACUGGCUGUGUAAUCUUUAUUUUGAGAUCGUCAAAUUGCCCAGGUAGGGAAUGUUACAAUUCAAGCAGUCUGUUACUCUGUUUUUUAAUACUUUACAAGGUGGCUCUAACCUAACAUUUAAAUUAUUCUAUGGACAAGACCCUUUGGUGUGACCACAAAAAUCAAAGUUAAUGAGCAGUACUUUCCUAUGGAGGUGAAAUUAUGCUGUAUAAGGUGUUUCUAAAGAAAUUCUUAAGUGUGCACUCAAACGGAAGCUAUUGAGCAGUACUUUUCUGCGGUGCUGUUUAUCUUCCGGUACAAAGUAGUUCCAUUAAUUCUUGUAGGUCUAUGAGUGAACUUCUGAUGUUUGCCCAUUCAGUUGAAGAGCUACUUAGGAGUUUAUUUUGCCCUACAGCGUGGGUUCAACUUUUGAACUUGUGAACGAAGUUCUUGUUUGAUCUCUCAAAAUGAACGCCACUACGUAGAAUUUCCAUUUUGAACGCCAGGUUUUUCCUAAAAAAAUGUUCGAAUUUUUCCACUCUGUGCAGGUACAUGGCUGGUCAAAAGGAGUAUGAAGUUGAACUGCAGUUUACAUCAGGAAUUCUCAGCUACCCAUCGCGCACGAACAUCGAUGAAGAAAACAUUGACGGAGAAGAACCCAUCUUUGGGUCACGGAUAGACCUCAAGUCGCCCUCUCCCUCUAGCAGCCGACGAGGCAGUAGGAUCAGUAUGAUGGGGUGAGUUGUUUACCCUAGGAUACUCCUGACAACCCCUGGGAUACUUUUAAGUACCGUGUAGUAGUCUUUAUACCCUAGGGGUACUCCUUAUGCCAUAGAUCACUCUUAUAACCCUAAGGGCACAAAUCAUAACUUUAAAUCACCCUCUCCUUGAAGCAGCGAAUGAGGGAGCAGGAUCAGUCUAAAAGGGUAAGUUAUUUACCCCGGGAUACUUCUGACAACCCCUGGGAUACUUUUGAUUAUGUUGGAGUAGCCUUUGUUCCCUAGGGGUGCUCUUUAUACCAUAGAGGCGCUACUUGUGACCCUAAGGGUUCUGCCCAUAACCUAUGUUGUAAGGCUGGAUUACCAGCUGCUAUUCAGGGAAUGAGCCCGCCCUUAUGCCCCGAAUAGGACCGAGGGAACGGCGGAAAUGGAGCCUACUAUGUUCUCGACUAAACUGUAAAGGCGGUCAGUUACUCGAGUUAGAAGCCACCAUGGGGAGUCUUAAUUAUAUAUGAUCCUGUAUAUUUUUAGCAUGCAAAGCACCAGUCAAUACAUAAUAAGGUAUUUCUAUUUACAUUGUUGAGGUUUUAUUGCAAGACACGAAGUUUUAUUGAAUUUGUGAUCCAUCUUAUGAUUAUAUUGGCACCUGCCGUGACACAAAUGAAAAUGUGAGAAAAGGAUCACUUACCACAAAUAAAACACAGUUAAACAAAGUAAAUUUACUACCAUGAUUCACAGUUGUUGCCGUUGUCGACGACAAUUAAAUUUGUAUUUAACUAUUUUUUUGGCGUGUAUUAAGGUCCAGUUUCUUUGGAAGCUCAGCGCAUAUUGAAUCGGCCGUGGAAGAGAAGGAGGGCAUGGGUUCUAGCCACAAUCUCCAGGUUGAGGUCCCUGAGAUGAGAAGAACUGUAAGUGAUAAACUGUAGUUUUCACCUUAAAUUCUUGUACUGACUGUACUUCAAUUUAAAACGCGAGAUAGUAAAUACAUUUAACGAGCAUUUAAGCAAAAAAACAGCCCUUCUUAUUCAGAUAUGAACUAAAUGUGUAUUCUUGAUGUAGUUAUAGUUAGAUGAAAGUGGAAAUAAUAUUUCAUUGGCAUAUACAGUGUAGGAGCCAACAAUUAGAUGGAAUUAGUAUAGGUGAUAGCAUGAUUUGUAGUGAUAUUUGGCAUAAAUACCACGAGUGAUAUUUCAAAAUUGUUAUACGAAAUUUCCCGAGCCGUUAGGCAAGUGAAAUUUGAGACAAUUUUGAAAUAUCACAAGUGGUAUUUAUGCCAAAUAUCACAUACAAAUCAUGCUAUUAUUUGUUUAUACUACUAUCCGCAAAAGGUUUGUAAUUUUCACAUGUAAGUAUUUCAAAUUAAGGUGAAAUACCACUGCUCUAAGCCAAUCAAAUUGCAGAAAUUUCUCAUGCAGUAGUAUAAAUUUUCUUGUCCUUCCUAUGCGCGAAUGCAGGUUAGAGUACUACGUAUUACGGUGACUGGGGCGUCUUGAACAAAACGAAACGAAACAAUCAGACUGUAUAAGGCGAACUUUUAAAACCAAGGCAACCAAAAAAUUUCAGCCAAUCAGCUCGUAGAAUUAAUAGUUGACUCGAAAGAUUUCAGUCGUAAUUAAUUUUUCGCUUCUUUUUGUCUUUUUGCGUUGAAUUUGCCACAGUUAUUCUCUACAUGUUAAACUUUUUUUCUUACAAGCUGAAUGCAUAUGUUUUCAGUCUCUUGCCGUCCCCGACCCAAUGUUACGUCAGCGCCGUUCAUCCGCCUCGUCACGCCGGUUGUCACGCCCCGUGACUACGCACACGUCACGCAGGGCAGCGGAAAUGGAUGCCUCUAGUGAUGGUAGCGGGACUGAUUACUCUGACGAUGAAGUGCUUAUGUUAAAGAAAGACGAUGGAUUUAGGCCAGUCAAGGGUCAACCUGGCAUGUACUAUAAGGUUUGUAUCAGCAUCUCAGUCGGGAUCUUGUUUACAUUGAUAAACUAAACAUAGAGUACGAUUUGUCCCUUAGUUUUAAGAGAACACAGUAAAAUGAGCGAAAUACGUGAACUCAUGAACAAUCGAGAAGAGACGUGACGCGCGAGUUUCUAUUUUCCGCCCUUCACGUGUUUUGCCUGUCUAUUAAAAAGCAAAAGAACAAGAACAAGAACAGCUUCAAGAAACACGGGCACCCAACGUCAAUUUUCGGAAAAUAUCUGUUCGGAAGACGAUUUGAGAUCUAGAAUUUUCAGAACAUUUGUUGUAAAAUUUCUUGCUUGCCUGUCUCUCCUAGGAUUUUCGAACAUCAAAAAAAGGUAUCAAUGUUGUCAAACUAGUUUUUUGAGUGCGAGUAUCUAACUGUAUCCAAGCAACAUGCAGCGCAUGCUCAACAGAGAUCGUACUCGAUUCAUGCAGUAAGUGCUGUUAGCCAAAACCAAUCAAGCGAAAGAAAGGUUCUGAGUGCAGGGUAGGUGCCAUUUCGAGCAUUUUGAAAUAGGCCAUUUGCAUGAUGACGUCAUUUUACUACUACGACCAGAAUCCUUCAGGGGUUUGCUUUCUUGUGCAAAUUAUUCAAACCUCGCUGGGAUUACCAAAUUUGAGUGUGAAAGGAAAAACGAAAAGGAUUCUGGUCGUAGUAGUAAAAUGGCGCCAUCGUGCAAAUGGCCAAUUUCAAAGUCAAAACCUAACGAAUAGUUGUGUCAUAGGUCAUAAACCUGUCCUUUUGUUUUGUUAACUUAAAAAACUGAAGGUUUUGUCCUGUUACGUCCAAGAGAAUUAAUUCUCCGACCUAGAAUGUAAACAUGGCAAACUGACAUCGGCUUUUCUAACAUGGUAAUAAGCCGGAGUUUCAAAAAAACGGGUCUCUGAACCCUAUCAGUUGGCCGGUAAUUUGAAGAAGAAUUACUUUUCUAUUUCAGAAACAUUUGAACAACCCAGUAGAUGUCCACGCUAAGAAAAUGUUCACCAUGCUUCCAAAAACACCACUUAUGACGCGAAAGAAGAAGCGGAAGAAGUUGACCCAUUUGGAAGAACUGGAAGAACAUACUUUCACAGUACAGUAAGUAACGCUUGCUAGUUUGGCGAUAAGAUAAAGACGGCGGCCUCCCGAAGAAGAAGCGGGAAACUCAUUUGCUAAGUCUAGAACAAAAACUUGAAGAAAAAUUAAAAGCUUUAAAGGAUGUAUCCUAUUUUUAUCUUUAGGGGACCUGAGAGCAACGUCAACAGUAAAAUAUUCACUUGUUUAUAAACAAGACUUUAGUUCCUGUUCUUCGCGGUUAUUCCAACCUUACUUUGUAGCCCAAUUAUCUUGAAAAUGAACUGUUAAGCUUUGAAUUUUACAAAGGCAACGAGAAUUUUACUGACUCUGCCUUAAAACCUAGAGUUAAACAUUUCACGUUAUUGUUCUCCAACGCUGCGCGUGUCCAGAGAACGUGCAAAGGGAUUGUUAUAACUCAUCAAACAUGUGGCUUUCACGCUACCAAUUCUUUUACUGCCGCCGUUUGGGACACUCAUGCUCCUUUUCUUCAACUACAGGCCUCCAUGGUCGAAUAAAGGACACAUCCCCCGCUAUGACCGAGAGAAGAUGCAGUAUGUAGGCCGUCAGCUCAUGGCUGAACUAGGCCUAUCUCAGUGGCGGUCUCGGGAGUUCUGGGCCAUGCUACUGUUGAUUGCCUUCACUUGGUGGCUGAGACUAUACGCUCACUACGGAGGACAGUGGGUCUACCUUCAGGCACUCGCCGUUCCUGUUAGCAAGUAAGUAGCAGUCAUUAAUAAAUGGAAAAAGUUUUUUUUUUUUUUUGCAUUUGGCAACCGUGCCUGGUUUUCCACUUUUGGCGAUUUUAUGUUUUCCCCCUCUCAACAUGAGUUUCAUGUUUUGGGCACUUGACAGCAGCUUCAGGUUUUCUUGCGCUUUCUACGAAGUUUUCUCGCGCUCGACAGCCGUUUCGUGUUUUCCACUGUUGGCACGAGUUGGCACUGAGUUUAUAUUUUCCCGCUCUUCGCACACGUUUCACGUUUCCCGCGCUUGACAGCAGUUUUAAGUUUUCCCGCGCGUUUCAACAAGUUCUUGCACGCUUGCAGCCGUUUCGUCUUUUCCCGCCCUCAUUACUGGCUUCAUUAUUUCUGCUGUCCUCACUAGCGCACUUGUUUAUUACGCAGCCGUCAUUUGUGUUGUCACGCAACGCUGCUGCCCUUACAGCCCCCCAAAAGGAGAGGAACAUUGUCGUGACGAGACAAGUAGCGGGUUUUUAAAGACUUUAAUACGGCGCAUAGGAUUCCUAUGAUUUUUUUUUUCAGCGGGCCUUAGUUCUUGUCAUUUCGCCACCUGUUCAUCUCUUGUCCAUCUCUUGGCCAGCUAAUCUUUUUUCAUCUUCACAUCUUUACUGAUUUAUUUUGUUUUAAUCUUUGCAACCACAGAUACGAUUUUUUGGCGUACACGGUGACUCUCAACUACCAAAGCACGUUACUGAAGACACGUGAAGAGAUCAGUAUGGUGGUAUUAGGACCGUUCACUAAUAUCAUCAUAUUCUGUUUGACUGUAAUAUUUUCCUGGAUUCUACAGCGGUUGUACGGUACCUCUCCUAACAUCUUCUCACGGUUUAUCAUGGCCUAUGGAAUCAACGUCUUAUUGGAUCCGAUAUGGAUCUUGAUUGUGGAUUCCGCCCUCAUGAGGUAUGAUGUAGCCUGAGUAUUUUCUCUUGUCCCCCUCCCCCCUCCCCCAUCAAACAUCUCCUCUCCCCUAUCCCCUUAGGAAGGCCUGAUACUCAGGCUAGGUAUGACGCUUUAAGGUGACCUUUUUUAAAGAAACUUUUUAACCGAAGGUUUUAAAGCAGCCCGCGAAAGCAGGCAGAUUAAAUGGUGGACAGCUAAAUAUACUUGUAUACGCUAGCAGGCUGCAAAGAUUAAGCGAGAGAAACUUUUUUAUGAGUUAAAAAAAAAGGCAGUCAGUUUAUUUUUUAUACAAGACUGGACAGGUCGAUGGAAUAUAUUUUGCGCAGGAAACUGUUUUAAAGAGUAUUGAAUCUCCUUAUAUUUAGUUUGCUUUCAAACAGUGGAAGAUCAAUGUGAUAGAGUAAAUCGUCGAACAGGUUUUUGUAAAAGCUCAAUACUCAUUCUACGAAGAAAAAGUAUUUUUUCUUUCUUUCUUUCUUUUUUUUUUUAAAGCGGUACCCAUGUUUCAUUCGACAGGCUUCAGAAAUAUUUCGUACUGUUUUUGCUGGCAACAAUUCACUCUCCUAUGUCUACCAGACGUGUUGAAGCCUCUUUAUACAUUGUUUCAAAGAUAACUGCUUAUAAAAAGAAAGGCUCAUCAUUGGCAUGAGAAUUAAUAANUCAUGAGGUAUGAUGUAGCCUGAGUAUUUUCUCUUGUCCCCCUCCCCCCUCCCCCAUCAAACAUCUCCUCUCCCCUAUCCCCUUAGGAAGGCCUGAUACUCAGGCUAGGUAUGACGCUUUAAGGUGACCUUUUUUAAAGAAACUUUUUAACCGAAGGUUUUAAAGCAGCCCGCGAAAGCAGGCAGAUUAAAUGGUGGACAGCUAAAUAUACUUGUAUACGCUAGCAGGCUGCAAAGAUUAAGCGAGAGAAACUUUUUUAUGAGUUUAAAAAAAAAAAGGCAGUCAGUUUAUUUUUUAUACAAGACUGGACAGGUCGAUGGAAUAUAUUUUGCGCAGGAAACUGUUUUAAAGAGUAUUGAAUCUCCUUAUAUUUAGUUUGCUUUCAAACAGUGGAAGAUCAAUGUGAUAGAGUAAAUCGUCGAACAGGUUUUUGUAAAAGCUCAAUACUCAUUCUACGAAGAAAAAGUAUUUUUUCUUUCUUUCUUUUUUUUUUUUUAAAGCGGUACCCAUGUUUCAUUCGACAGGCUUCAGAAAUGUUUCGUACUGUUUUUGCUGGCAACAAUUCACUCUCCUAUGUCUACCAGACGUGUUGAAGCCUCUUUAUACAUUGUUUCAAAGAUAACUGCUUAUAAAAAGAAAGGCUCAUCAUUGGCAUGAGAAUUAAUAAAAUGAUUAGCAAGGGAAAAAUGCUGUGAUCUUUUAAAAAUUAUCUCAUCUAGUUAGUCCUCUAAAACCUCUUUAUACAAUGUUUUAAAGAAAUCGAUAUUUUCAACUACUUGUCUAGUCGGAAUAAGUCCCCAAGAUCGAGUGACAAACAUCAGUUCUCCCCAAAGUAACAAUAUCAAUACACAAUCAAGAUAAAAAGUCGCGAGAAUUUAUAAAAUGAUCACCAAGGGUAUAGUGCUUUGAUCUUUUAAUAAAUUCUCCCAUCUAAUUCUUUAAGGUAAUAUUGAGAUCAGUCUAGAGAAUUUGUACGUUGAUAUUCGAGCUUUAAGGGUUUAAACGUUUCUUUGUCAUAGGUAUGUGAACGUGGGAGGAGAUGUGCCAAUAGGAGAUGCCUUCAAACUCUACUGGCAUUUUAUCCGCUUUGAGAACAACGGAGCUGUGGGAAUAGUUUUGACAGUGUUUCUCUACAUUGUUACCAUUUUCACCUCCUCUGUCGUCAUCUACUUUUACUUCCUGCGAAUUCAUAACAACGGUCGCCUCAUGGACGUUUACCACCGUCUCCACGCGCGCGAAGAUGAGUUUUUCAUUCCUUACGAUCUGGAGAUAUCAAACGUGGAGCUAAGUUACAUAUCUAAGAAAGCAGAGCAGUACCGCGGGGAGGAGGGAGAGAGGAGAAAAACUGCUGUGUAUGACUACAUUUGGGAAGAAGAACAGGUAAAAUUUGUUCUCUUUGCUUCUGUGGAUAUGUUUUGUGCGUGCUUUGUAUUUUGUUAGAUUUGUAUCGGCUGAACGGUUACAAAAUUUUCCCGCGUAAACCUGGUUGAGCAGCGCGGUAAAGAACUGCUUUGAAGUUAUGCUGUAAGACAAUGGUCAGAAUCAAAAGUUUUCAUUGGUUUGUGCUUAAUCAGUCUAAUCCAGUCCUGCUCUUUACAGAUUGACGAGUCAGACAUGGGUACCUCGGACCGCAAGAAGACUGGGCACCGUGAAAUCACUACACACGUGUCCAUACACACGAUUCACCUGGAUGGAUUGCGGGAAUUGUAUAGGCACUUCCUUAGGCUGCCUGAUGGUGCUGUUGUAGAGGUCAGUAUUCUACGCAGUUGGUUGGAGUGCCUCGACAUGAGUCCAUCGCAUUGGUGAAUCGGGAUCUUUACAUAAGGGUGGGGUGGUGUGUAGAGCCCUCAUCAAUUUCACGUUUUGUCGAGGACGGGAACAUAAGUCAACUUUUUUUUUUCUUGAACUUUGAUACAGUCCUUUAGAAUUCAGCUCCAAAAAACUUUGCCAACAUUUGACGAAUUAAACGAGAUGGAAUAAGUGUGAUUAAGUUUGAGGCAGCGUGAAUUCACUUUUAACUGACGUUUUCGUUGUCGUCGCCGUCGUCUUUGCUUAAGCUUCCUAAUGUUCCUCAACCUCAUCCCCAGGGCUUUGAAUGUUCAUUUAUCCUUUCUUGCCUAUCUAUAGGUGUUUGGAGAAAUGGGUGUGGUGGGAAUGGAUGAGAGUAUCAAACAGGCUCUCAUUAAAGGAACUACGUACCAGUCCAUGGACAGCGCCAGAGGCUCACGGGCGAGUAUACGAGGGAGGUCCCGGACCGGGUCAGGAAUUAGCGAGUCAUCACUUCGUAGGCCUUCAGUUAUGCUAGAAGUUCCCAAGACUUCGCGGGCACCCUCACCAGUGUAGGAAAGAGGCGAGCCCGCCUUGCGAAACGUAAAUGUAUCAAGCACGAUCGAGGCAUUUUCUGGCAAAGGAAAAUUGAGUCACUGGAAUUUGAAAUUAGUUUUUAGAUGUAGGUUACUGUCAUGGGAAUUCUUGGAAUUCUUUCUUACAACCUUAAGUAAAUAUUUGUUAACUUGGGCUAUAGGGUACCUGCUCCCCUAACCCAACGUUAACAAGAACUUCUCACUUAGGACAAAAUGUUGGGUUAAGGGAGGAGUGGGUGGGCGUUUUUCAUUUGCGCAGAUCAGUGUAAAAUUCAAGGAAUCUUGCCCACCUACCCCUCCCCCAAUUCAACGUUAAUACUAAUUUCUCACUUAGGGUUUGUAGAUUUAAUUAUAGAACCUGAGGAAGUAGGCUAACUUCAAUCCUUUUCUUGCUCAUCAGUGGGUAAAUGCAUCCGUAAAUUGUUUCAUUCUUAAGUAUUUAUGAAGCAAUCCAUUACAGAGUUGAACUUUUUACAUAAUUUUCAUUGUUGCAAAUACAACUUUAUUCUUUAUUUCUUUCUGUCUACUUGGGUCAUUGGUCUUGAUACAACAAGAGAUUCUCGCAUCAGUCGUACAGAAUUAGUCAGUAAGGAAAAUAGCCACCUUUAUGAGUUAUUAUGGCCAUCGCCAGUGCGUGAUCUUUCACGAGUCUUUGGUUCAGAAUAAACUUGAAUUAAGUUUUAGGUUUGUUUUCUUACUGACUUUUACACUUUGUCCAUUCAGUGAAGGAGAUUUGCAUUUUAGUCAAGACUAUUAUUCCUAAGAUUUUCUUGCCGGACAAGACUUCUUUGUAAAUAUUUUUGCUUAACUAUUGAAACUAUAGGUAAUGGUUUUUAACAAAUCCAAGAACCUUUUCACGUAUAUUUAUUUUUAACCUAGUUAGUGCCAUCUUAAAAGUGGUACCGUAGCUUCAUUUAUCUUUUACAUUUUUUGUGAACAUUCAUGCACGGUUGGUUACACAUGCGCUACUACGACGUUUGUAAUGUACUUAU
This is a messenger RNA of Porites evermanni, 20223 nucleotides long. Lineage: Eukaryota; Metazoa; Cnidaria; Anthozoa; Scleractinia; Poritidae. The record is from the annotation of a GenBank genome assembly.